Messenger RNA from Blepharisma stoltei, 645 nucleotides. The record is from the annotation of a GenBank genome assembly. Lineage: Eukaryota; Ciliophora; Heterotrichea; Heterotrichida; Blepharismidae.
AUGGCCACAGGAAUGUUGAGCUCAAUGAGUCCCAUGGCGAAGUAUAAGCUCGUCUUUCUAGGUGACAUCUACGUUGGCAAGACCUCUAUUAUAACCCGGUUUAUGUACGAAACCUUUGACAAUAAUUAUCAAGCAACCAUCGGAAUUGACUUUUUAUCAAAAACCCUUUAUCUUGAUGAUCGAACUGUCAGACUCCAGCUUUGGGAUACAGCAGGACAAGAACGGUUCAGGACCUUGAUCCCAAAUUAUAUUAGAGGCUCCUCAGUCGCAGUCAUUGUUUUUGAUGUCACAAAUAAGCAGACUUUUGAUAGCACUGAUAGAUGAGUUGAAGAUGUAAAAAAUGAAAGAGGAACGGAUGCCAUCAUGGUCUUGGUAGGGAAUAAAACUGACAAAGUGGAAGAAAGAUGUGUCACUACUGAAGAAGGGACGGCAAAGGCAAAAGAAUUAGGAGCAAUGUACAUCGAAGUUAGUGCGAAAACAGGGGAUAAUAUUAAAACAUUAUUCAAACAAAUAGCAGGAGGUUUACCAUCUGGAGAAACUCCAACACCUUCUGGAGGAGCUGGGGAGAUGAACGAUAUGAGAAUCGGACUCAGCGCUCCUGUGCAAGUGCAGAAACAAAAACAACAAGGAAAAUGUGAAUGUUAA